AUGGCAACUAGAGUAGAAAAAAAACCACUGUGUUUAUCACCCACAACGCGAGUCUCCAAUGUAACAGUAACUGCCAGCAGCACAGACCUGGUGGAGUUCAGCUCUGUCAGUCUGUUCUGCUCCUCCUCUGGAUCCUCCCUCUCUUUCCUCUGGCUGAACGGCAGCUCUGAGGUUACAGCCAGUGACAGAGUUCAGCUCACUGAUGGGAACACCACUCUCACUAUAGUCAGUGUGACCCGCUAUGACCAGGGACCAUUCAGGUGUCAUGUGUUCAAUCUCUUCAGUAAUGACACCAGUGCUCCAGUAAACCUCUCCAUCAGCUUUGGCCCAGAAAAUAUCCAUUUGACAAAAUCCCCGUCACAGGAUUACUAUGUGGAAGGGUCAGACAUCAGCCUGAUGUGCUCAGCUGUCUCCAGACCCGCUGCACUGUUUAACUGGUUCCUGAAUAGAGUCCCGCUUUCUGAUACUGGACCAGAGCUCAGACUUAUAAACAUUAAGGAGGAUCAGAGUGGGAACUACAGUUGUCAGGCCUUUAACAACAAAACUAUGAGAAAUGAAACAUCUCAACCUUCCAUCAUCUCUGUCCUAACGCGAGUCUCCAAUGUAACAGUAACUGCCAGCAGCACAGACCUUGUGGGGUUCAGCUCUGUCAGUCUGUUCUGCUCCUCCUCUGGAUCCUCCCUCUCUUUCCUCUGGCUGAACGGCAGCUCUGAGGUUUCAGCCAGUGGCAGAGUUCAGCUCACUGAUGGGAACACCACUCUCACUAUAGUCAGUGUGACCCGCUAUGACCAGGGACCAUUCAGGUGUCAUGUGUUCAAUUCCUUCAGUAAUGGCACCAGUGCUCCAAUAAACCUUUCCAUAAGCUAUGGCCCAGAAAAUAUUAAACUGACAAUAUCUCCGUCACAAAAGUACUAUGUGGAAGGGUCAAACAUCAGCCUGAUGUGCUCAGCUGUCUCCAAACCUUCUGCCCUGUUUCAGUGGUUUCUGAAUGGAGGCCUGUUGUCUGAUACAGAAUCAGACCUCAGGCUUAUAAACAUUCAGGAAAGUCAGAGUGGGAACUACAGCUGUCAGGCUUUUAACAACAAAACUCUGAGUAAUCAAACGUCCCAGCCCUCAGUUGUCUCUGUGCUGGAGCCAAUAGUGAAUGCCUCUGUCACAUCAUCAACAAACCAGCCAGUUGAGGGAAACUCUGUCAACUUAACCUGUGAGGCUGCUGGCUCGGUCUUUGCCAUAAAGUGGAUGAAGGAUGGUGCAGAUCUGAUCCAGACUGACAGAGUGCUGUCUUUUCAGUCUCUAAAGAAAACAGACAGUGGAAAUUAUUCCUGUAACAUCAGCAACCCUCUCAGCAGUGUUACAGCUGAAUACAUCAUGGUUGUUAACUAUGGACCAGAAAAUGUUCAAAUCAAAGGUCCAAGUACAAUAAGUUUGAACGAGACCUUAACAUUAACCUGCUCGGCUGAGUGCACACCAACUGCUAAUUACACCUGGAAACUGAAUGAGACGAAGAUACUCAACAAUUCUGCCGUGUUGACUAAACACAUCACUGAUCUUUCUGACAGUGGAAAGUACACCUGUGAAGCGAUGAAUAGAAUAACUGAGAAAACAUCAUCUGCAGUACAUGGACUGACUGUAACACAGUUCCCGACAGUCCAACCACCUUCAAGUUGUUCAACUGGUUGCAUCGUUGGAAUAGUAAUCGCUUGUUGUGUCGUGAUUGUAGUUUGUAUUCUUCUGGUUCUUCUUUAUAUAAAAAAAAAGAAAAAAUCCCCUAAUAGAGACACCGGUACCAGAACAGCAGGUGAAGGCCAGAACAACGCAGCGUACUCAGGAAGUCAGGAGCUGAACUAUGCAGACAUCAGGUUUUUCCAGAACAAGAAUGGUGGGAUAGUCCAUCUGGGGUCACAGAAUAACACAUCAGAAUACGCUGAGGUCAGAGUGAACAACGGGCUUCCUGCAGCAUCCUCCCCUCCUACCUAUGAUGCCCACAUGCAGCGAAGGACAGCUCCUGCUCCUUAGUGUAGUGCUAAUGGUGCAGAAACUUAUGCCCAGGUCCGCAAGAACUGAUCACAUUGGAUGCAAUGGAUCAGCCAGUCACGUUAGAGAAGGCCAGACGUAGCUAAUGUGUUGUCAGAGUAACCCUCACCUCCCUCUCAGUUGUUUAUGGAGGACUAAUCUGGACUUGAGUUUACCAAGGCAAAGGACUUGAGUUAGUUAAUAAUCAACCACCUCUGACAGUUACUGCCAUGACUGAGGUCAGAAGGAACGAUGUUGCCCCAUUCGUUUGCACUUUACAAUAUAUAAUAGCCUUCAUUUCCUUUUUUUCACCAUUUUGUGUACAGUCGAUGCAAACAUCAGUUAUGUGAAAAUAUUAAUUUUGUUCAGUUGAUUCAGUUGUUUGGUUGAGAAUAAUGUUUGACACUGGUCUGCUGUAAUAUUUGACUCCACAUGUAUACUGUGUGAUUGCAGAUGAGAUUCCAGUUUGCAGCUUGUCGGUUAAGAACGAAUUCUUAUAUUUAUUAUUACAUCUAAAAAAAUGAUGUUUUUUUUGUUUUAUUUUAAAUGCAGUUAAACCAGUGAAUGUAAUAAUAUAGAGUACAUUUCAGUAAUAUCAGUCAGGACAUGGAUACUCCUUGACAUCGAUGGAGUUUGUUAAUUUGUCGUUCAGAAAGAUUUUCGUUAUUAAUAUUUAAGUAAUUAUUACAGACUAAUUUAAUUCCAUAAUGAUAGUUAAACUUAAGUUAAACUUUAUUUAUUAUCUUUAUCAUUAUCCCACCAACAGAGGGUCUACAGCCACAAUAAUCCAAAACACUACCAUGCAGAAAUAAGCACUAGCAAGGUAUAUCUCUGCACUCAGAGAAGAAACAAUGGUUUAUAACCAAAGUUAAAAGGAUCUCCAUGAGACGUCCAUUGGUUAUUUUUAUGGAUAUUUCAGGAGCAAUAUACAUCUUGAUGCUUAAAGUCUGUCGAGCAGGAAUGCGGAAACUGUGUCCUGCUUCAGGACAAGUUUACUGUAAAUGUCAGUAAAAGCUGACGUGAUAAAAUGAUAAGCUUCUUUCUCGGUCAGUUUAUCUAAAGGCCACAAAACAACAGGGAACUAAUGUGCGAGUAGAAAAGAGCAGCUAGUUUACAUAGCACAUACAAUUGUUGUAUUGUAAUUAUUAUACAAAUUGAACUACACUGUAUUUCUAAGGCAUUCAGUACAGUAUGUUUGUACUGGCAUUUAAAGAUAAAGAUUUCAUUUGUUAAAGGACAACUUAUGAUGAGACAGCUAUCAAAUGCAACAAAAAUGCAUUUGGGUUUAGUUUAAAUUCAAAUUUUGAUUUCAAUAAAUGGAGCCAUAUACUGUUUGCAAUGCUAUGCUCCAUACCAUUUCCAAAACAAAUCAUUUGCUGACUGGCAAUAUUGUAUCCUAGCAGGUGUUGAUGUGGAUGUAGAUUUAAUAGAUGGAUAUAGAUGGAAUGAAUAAAUUGUAUCACCUAAACAACAAAUACAGGUUAGAGUGGUGUGCAAAGCACCUUUUCAGUUGUACAGGUAAUAUCAGGGAACAUGCAGACAGGUGUAUGUUAAGGACGAGGCUUCAGUUAAAGGCAGAAAGUCGUGACUGCAGCCAGGCUCCACAUUAACCCCAUCAGAUCAGUGCCUCCUGCUUUAUUUGACUGUGUUGUUUGACUAGCAAUGUAGUAAUCGACUGCUGAUAAAUUCUAUCCACAAAGAUCAUGGUUUAGUCUGGCGCUGUAUUGAAGCAGACUGUAUACACUAUUUCUGUUUGGGUUAUUGUUGACUCUCUGUAUAAAAUAAUGAUUUGCUUUUAGCUCAGAACACAUGAGACUCAGAAAAGGCUGUCUACCAGCUCCAGCUCUCGAAUCUGAGCGUCCAGGUUUUCCAUCCCCCAUUAGUUACUCAUUACUAAAGAUCAAACUCCCUGUGAGUGAUUCACACAGCUGAAGAAUGUGUGAUAAAUGUUUGACCGGUUUGCCUUUUAGCCAAAGAAAGAAUGCAGUGAAUGUAAUCCUCAGGUUGCAGGUGUUGAAUUUGUGAUGAUUUGAUUGCUUAUUCAGAAGAAUAAACUAUUUUUUCAGUUA
This is a messenger RNA of Seriola dumerili (greater amberjack), 4082 nucleotides long. Its product is annotated as carcinoembryonic antigen-related cell adhesion molecule 5-like. The transcript has 10 exons. NCBI's taxonomy places the organism in Eukaryota, Metazoa, Chordata, Actinopteri, Carangiformes, Carangidae. The record is from RefSeq and is a predicted model, not a curated record. The coding region runs from base 1 to 2016 and encodes 671 amino acids.